This is a messenger RNA of Myotis myotis, 420 nucleotides long. RefSeq names its product histone H4. Gene Ontology annotation, cellular component: nucleosome. Bases 23 to 334 code for a protein of 103 amino acids. Gene Ontology annotation, molecular function: DNA binding; protein heterodimerization activity; structural constituent of chromatin. NCBI's taxonomy places the organism in Eukaryota, Metazoa, Chordata, Mammalia, Chiroptera, Vespertilionidae. The transcript has a single exon. Gene Ontology annotation, biological process: nucleosome assembly. The record is from RefSeq and is a predicted model, not a curated record.
GCUGAGCAGUUGGGGAGUCACGAUGUCCGGACGCGGCAAAGGCGGGAAGGGCCUGGGCAAGGGCGGCGCCAAGCGCCACCGCAAGGUGCUGCGCGACAACAUCCAGGGCAUCACCAAGCCCGCCAUCCGGCGCCUGGCGCGGCGCGGCGGCGUCAAGCGCAUCUCCGGGCUCAUCUACGAGGAGACGCGCGGGGUGCUCAAGGUCUUCCUGGAGAACGUGAUCCGCGACGCCGUCACCUACACGGAGCACGCCAAGCGCAAGACGGUCACGGCCAUGGACGUGGUCUACGCGCUCAAGCGCCAGGGCCGCACCCUCUACGGCUUCGGCGGCUGAGGCCCAAACUACUACCUUCGACAGCAAAACCAAAGGCCCUUUUUAGGGCCACCCACCCCUUCUUUUAAAAGAGCUGUUACUUUUAA